This is a messenger RNA of Centropristis striata (black sea bass), 1870 nucleotides long. RefSeq names its product epidermal growth factor receptor pathway substrate 8a (gene eps8a). Bases 806 to 1612 code for a protein of 268 amino acids. Gene Ontology annotation, cellular component: vesicle; ruffle membrane; plasma membrane. The transcript has 9 exons. The record is from RefSeq and is a predicted model, not a curated record. Gene Ontology annotation, biological process: Rho protein signal transduction; positive regulation of ruffle assembly; regulation of Rho protein signal transduction. NCBI's taxonomy places the organism in Eukaryota, Metazoa, Chordata, Actinopteri, Perciformes, Serranidae. Gene Ontology annotation, molecular function: actin binding.
UCAAUGCAAACACGCGAGUAGACGCAAAAUUUUUGCCGGCGGCGCGAAUCGCGGGUUUCGCGCGACGCGAAUGCCGCGAUUGACGCGAAUGUCGCGGCACGAAUGAAACAACGCAAAUUCGCAUGAAUUCAAUAAAUUCAACUUUGGCGAAAUAUUCGCGUGACGCUGUGUCGGGACAGCCUAUCAGCGUUGAGAUUCUGGACGACAGUGACAUCAUGCAUCCCGGGAACCCGCCUAUUCCGGAAAAAUGGAGGAGAAACUUAUUGUUGCGGUCUGUGGGCUUCCCGAGCUUUUUGACACAUCAUCACCCUCCUACCGCAACCGGAACCAUAAAGAUCUGGCCUGGAGGAGGGUGAUGAGGUCACCGGUCUGCCUGGUAAGUUGUGACAAUGUGAUUUCAGCUAUCUGUUGUAGCUACUUCUCUACAAAGUUAGCAUUAGCAUUAGCAGCCUUCGCCGGCCGGCAUAUUUAUCUGUUUGUUUCUUGUCAAUUCGCGAGUUAUUUACUCGCGUGAGUGACGCGAGUAAAUUCAACUACUCGCGCGAUCAACUCGAAAAUUCGCUACGCGUCCGGUCUGAACACACCGUAACUGUCUGCGCCCCUCGGACCCAAAGAGAACAGUUUGACUCUCAUCAGUCCACUAAAUGUUCCUCCGUUUCUCUCCAGGCCAGCUGAUGUGUUCUUUGGCAGAUUGUAACUCUUCUGCCUUGUUUAACAGAGGGACUUUGUGGGAUUCUUGUAACUAGAUGAUCUUCACACAGACGUCUUCUACCUGUCUCAGCACUAACAGCUGUCUGUGAUCAGGAUGAACGGGUUCGAGCCUUCAGCUCUCUCCUCCUCGGGGAUCUUCAGCUCCUUCACCAAUGGCCAUGGUUCUGGUUCUGGUUCUGGUUCUCCUGAACCUCCUAAAGAUAAACCAGCCAAGUCCAGUGCCAAAGCUCUGUACGGAUCAGAUGAAAUGUAUUUCCUUCGCUCGUCUUCCAAACAUAAAAAGAAAAGUCAAAAACAAAGAAAACAUUUCACCAAAACCAGCAUCAACAGUCUGACGGACACGUCGCAGUAUCAUGUGGAGCACCUGACCACGUUCGUGUUGGACCGUAAAGACGGGAUGAUCACGGUGGACGACGGCGUGCGGCGUCUCCGCCUGCUGGACGCCAAAGGGAAGGUGUGGACUCAGGAGAUGCUGCUGCAGGUGGAGGAGAAGACCGUCAGCCUCAUCGACCAGGAGACCAAGAACGAGCUGGAGAACUUCCCCGUGGGGACGAUCCAGCACUGCCAGGCCGUGGUCAACGCCUGCAGCUACGACUCCAUCCUGGCUCUGGUCUGUAAAGACUCGGGCCAGAGCAAGCCUGACCUGCACCUCUUCCAGUGUGACCACAUCAAGGCGAGUCUGAUCCACGCCGACAUUGAAAGUGCCAUGAUCGACGCCAAAGGAGGGAAAGUGAAGAAGAGGCCGGAGACGCUCAAGAUGAUCCUGAAGAGCGACGGGAUCAUCCCCCCGCCGCCCGCCGCCCCCGCCCCCGAACCGCCCGCAGCGGCCAAUCAGGUGGACGUGAAGAGUCGCGCCGCCGCCUGGUCGGCGUGGACCAAUGAGCAGCAAGACUGUGAGUGAUGUCACACCACAACAACGUUUAUUCACUUUAAACUCUCUGAGUUCAAACUUACUAAACUUUACAGUCAGAUCUGAAAAUGUGUCUGAAAUAUUGAAUAUUUCCAUAAAAACAUCUCCUGUUUGAAAAUAUUUAACUGAAAGAAAAACUUUUAUUCUGAAAAGGAAAAUAAAAGAGUUCAGGAGGUAAAACUAUAAAACAUAAAAUAAUAUCCAGAACUGUAAAAUAUUAACAGAAACAUGUAGAAAUGACAAAAUAAC